AUCACACCCUUUGGCGUCGCUGUGGGUUUCUCUGGACUCUGUUGCAAGGAGCCAAAUCUCGCACAAAAGCGCGAGGUUUAGAAAUCGCGUUCCUCUUUCAACUAGCCUCCAAGAUGCCCACCAAAGCGACCAAGACCCGGAAGCUCCGUGGACAUGUCAGCCACGGACAUGGUCGUAUCGGAAAACAUAGGAAGCAUCCUGGAGGUCGUGGUAAUGCUGGUGGUAUGCAUCACCACAGGAUCAACUUCGACAAAUACCAUCCUGGGUACUUCGGUAAGGUCGGUAUGAGACAUUACCAUCUGAAGAGAAACACCACCCACUGCCCCACCAUCAACUUGGACAAGCUGUGGACUCUGGUGAGCGAGCAGACCAGGAUCAACUACGGCAAGAAGCCCGACGGACCCGCUCCCAUCAUCGAUGCUGUGCGCGCUGGCUACUACAAAGUCCUGGGUAAGGGCAAGCUGCCCAAACAGCCCGUGAUCGUGAAGGCAAAGUUCUUCAGCCGACGGGCCGAGGAGAAGAUCAAGGCAGCUGGAGGAGCCUGUGUGCUGAUGGCAUAAUGUUCCUGUCAGUGUGUUUUUGGAAAAAUAAACUGUAUAAAAAGAA
Notothenia coriiceps (black rockcod) is the source of this 606-nucleotide messenger RNA. RefSeq names its product ribosomal protein L27a (gene rpl27a). The record is from RefSeq and is a predicted model, not a curated record. Gene Ontology annotation, biological process: translation. Gene Ontology annotation, molecular function: structural constituent of ribosome. Lineage: Eukaryota; Metazoa; Chordata; Actinopteri; Perciformes; Nototheniidae. Gene Ontology annotation, cellular component: cytosolic large ribosomal subunit; ribosome. The transcript has 5 exons. The coding region runs from base 114 to 560 and encodes 148 amino acids.